Messenger RNA from Scleropages formosus (Asian bonytongue), 2278 nucleotides. RefSeq names its product serine palmitoyltransferase, long chain base subunit 1 (gene sptlc1). Gene Ontology annotation, molecular function: serine C-palmitoyltransferase activity; pyridoxal phosphate binding. Bases 22 to 1440 code for a protein of 472 amino acids. The transcript is spliced from 15 exons. Gene Ontology annotation, biological process: sphingosine biosynthetic process; ceramide biosynthetic process. Lineage: Eukaryota; Metazoa; Chordata; Actinopteri; Osteoglossiformes; Osteoglossidae. Gene Ontology annotation, cellular component: endoplasmic reticulum. The record is from RefSeq and is a predicted model, not a curated record.
UCACGUGGUUAGGAUUCCAAAAUGGCGUCUGGGCAGCAGUGGGUGUUAGUUGAGAUGGUACAGGCUUUCUAUGAGGCGCCUGCUUACCAUCUGAUACUGGAAGGGAUUCUUAUAUUAUGGAUUAUCCGACUGCUGUUUUCAAAGACAUACAAACUUCAGGAGAGGUCUGAUCUCACUGAAAAGGAAAAGGAGGAACUAAUUGAAGAGUGGCAGCCUGAACCUCUUGUGCCUCCCGUGUCAAAGGACCAUCCGUCCCUGAAUUAUGACGUUGUCACUGGGCCUACAAGCCACAAAAUUGUAGUUAACGGAAAGGAGUGCAUAAACUUUGCAUCAUUUAACUUUUUGGGACUCUUGGACAAUGAAAGAGUGAAGAAAAGAGCUUUGUCAUCUCUUAAAAAGUAUGGAGUUGGUACCUGUGGCCCUAGAGGAUUUUAUGGGACUUUUGACGUUCACCUAGAGUUGGAAGAUCGUUUGGCAAAGUUCAUGAGGACAGAAGAAGCCAUCAUCUACUCCUACGGCUUUGCGACAAUAGCUAGCGCUAUCCCUGCAUACUCUAAGAGAGGUGACAUUGUGUUUGUAGAUGAAGCAGCAUGUUUUGCAAUCCAGAAGGGACUCCAGGCUUCACGCAGUUUCAUCAAGUAUUUCAAGCACAAUGAUAUGGAGGAUCUGGAGAGACUUCUGAAGGAUCAAGAAGUGGAGGACCAGAAGAAUCCUAGGAAAGCUCGUGUAAUCAGGAGGUUCAUUGUUGUAGAGGGAUUGUACAUAAACACUGGUGAUAUUUGUCCACUUCCAGAACUGGUGAAGCUUAAGUACAGGUAUAAGGUCCGCAUUUUCCUGGAAGAGAGCUUGUCCUUUGGAGUUCUUGGAGAUCAUGGAAGAGGGGUCACAGAGCACUUUGGAGUCAAUAUUGAUGACAUUGAUCUCAUCAGUGCAAACAUGGAGAAUGCUUUGGCUUCUAUUGGUGGAUUCUGCUGCGGGCGAUCUUUUGUCAUAGAUCAUCAGCGUCUGUCUGGGCAGGGUUACUGUUUCUCUGCCUCUCUUCCGCCAAUGUUGGCUGCUGCUGCUAUAGAAGCCCUCAACAUCAUGGAGGAAGACCCAGAGAUUUUUACCAUUCUGAGGGAAAAAUGCAGUUGUGUCCACAGAGCUCUGCAGGGGAUCCCUGGCCUGAAGGUGGUCGGCGAGUCUUUCACACCCGCUCUUCACUUGCAGCUGGAGACAAGCACUGGGUCCAGAGACAGUGAUAUGAAGACCCUGAGAACAAUUGUAGAAUACUGUAUGAACCGGCGGGUUGCCCUCACUCAGGCUCGCUACCUGGACAAGGAAGAAAAGUUUCUGCCUCCGCCAACGAUCCGCGUAGUAGUGACCGUGGAACAGACUGAUGAAGAGAUUAACAUGGCUGCAUCUUUGAUCAGAGAGGCGGCACUUGCCAUUCUGAAGUAGUUUUGGAUUUGGGGGGGAGGGGAAAGGAGCUAUGGAACACAAAACACUCACGACCCCCUAGGUUGGACUGAAGGAAUAAGCACAUGCACGGACUGUGUAGUACCACACUGAUGUUGCCUGAAGGUCAUUCUGUUUGCUAGGUGUACCUCUGUGUCAAAUUCAAAAGAGUAAUACUUGUUUUGUUCGUUUUUUUUUUUAAAUUGUAAUAUUCAACUUGUCUUACUUAGCAAUAAAUGUGGCUUACAGGAUUACAGGAUGUUGGAUUCCAUAUGGUCUGUGUUCUAUAGUGUCUGUUUUCAUUUAUUUCUAGUCUGUAUGAAUCCACAGAGGAAGAAUGACUAGAUGAACCUUUACAGCUGGUCCUCAAAUCAAGAACUGAAAUGGCAUCAAGAGGUGGUUCAUUACUCAAAAGGUUGGAAAGUUGAAUGUGACACGGUGCUAACCAGGGAUUUGUCAUCAAUUCAUUAUGUAGCUACCCAUGUAAUGUAUGCUGGCAAAAACUGUGCUGUUGGGCUAAGUGACUGCACUUCAGGAAUUGCGUCUAUAUCUGUCUCUUCUGUUAUGAAAUUCAGGUUGUUUUGAGUUGUAAGUCACUUCAGAGAAAAAGGAUCUGCUAAAUGAAAAAUGUAAAUAUUAACAACCCGGGGAGGUUUUCGAUAGAAACAAAGCAGUGGACUGGACUGUCUCUCUGUCCCAUACAGUGGAUUGUGAACAGUGAGGGAUAAGAGCUUGAUCCCCAUGUUUGCUUCUUUCACAACUUUUCUUUUGAAAAAAACUUAAAGGCUUCAAGUUUUUGCUUUUGCAAUCUGUUGGUGUAGCACGUAACUGCGAUUGGUAU